UUAACGAGGGAGACUCAUUUCCAGGCUCCUUUGUGGAUUGACUUGAUUUCAUCUGUGAGGUGCAGAAGGACCAUGUGACAAUUGUUUGACAAAUUCUCAUUCUCCCAGUUUUUAAAAUUUUUACGUUUAUGAACGGCAAAGUCAUCGAUAUUAAACGGAGAUUUCGUGUUAUUGUGCGUAAUGAUUUGAUGCGGUUGCAAAUACAAUGCAGGCUCCAAGGGAUAUAAUUCUGUUUUCGGGCACUUCUCAUCCAGAACUUGCCCAGUUGCUGUCACGACGCCUCGGUACGAGCUUGGCACCAUGCACGGUGUACACAAAGUCAAAUCGAGAAACGGUGGCUGACAUCGGUGCAUCUGUUCGAAUGCGAGAUGUUUAUAUCUUGCAGACUGGAUCAAAGGAUGUUAACAACACUAUAAUGGAAUUACUGAUCAUUGCUUAUGCAUGCAAGACAUCAUCCGCCCGCAACAUUGUCGGCGUAAUCCCGUACUUGCCAUACAGCAAACACAGCAAGAUGCGAAAACGUGGCUGCAUUGUGGCUAAACUACUGGCUAAAAUGAUGUGUAAAGCAGGCUUGACACAUGUGCUGACAAUUGACUUGCAUUCCAAGGAAAUCCAGGGUUUUUUCGAUGUGCCUGUUGACAACCUGCGAGCGUCGCCGUUCUUGCUGGAAUACAUUCGUAAACAGAUUCCUGAUUAUCGCAAUGCGGUUAUCGUCGCCAAAGAUCCCGGUUCGGCUAAAAAAGCCACAUCCUUUGCGGAACGAUUGCACCUUGGAAUUGCUGUGAUUCACGGAACUCCUCGCGAUGAUGAUACUCAACAUGAUGGUGAGAGUUCACCGCCGCCGCCCAGUUCUCCUACACAAGUGUCUCCAGUAGUCGCGCCCGGACUGGAUUUUCUUCCUAUUUUGACGGCGAAAGAAAAGCCACCGAUGAGUGUUGUGGGUGAUGUCGGUGGACGCAUCGCCAUUAUUGUGGAUGAUAUUGUUGACGAUGUGAAAUCCUUCAUUGCGGCCGCUGAUUUAUUGAAGGCACGGGGUGCUUACAAGGUGUAUGUGAUGGUUACCCAUGGGAUCUUAUCGCAGGAUGCUCCUCUGCAGUUGGAAGAAUCAGAAAUCGAUGAGGUUAUUGUGACGAACACCGUCCCGCAUGAUGUGCAGAAGAUGCAGUGCCAUAAGAUUAAAACAGUGGACAUUAGUGUUCUGCUCUGCGAGGCAAUCCGUCGAAUCCAUUUUAACGAAUCGAUGAGUUUUCUGUUUAGAGAUGCUCCAGCGGAAUAGCUUGCAUAAUGUGCUGCAUUUCGGAAAAUUACUCGCUUUCAGACAGAAAUGUUAGAUUUAUUGUUUGUGCAUUGCUGAUCCCUCUGUUUUGCAUGUGCAGAAAGUAAUCCUAAUUUUUAUUGUUUUAUUAAGCGUGUUCCCUGUGCUACAUUUAUUAUUGGAUUCAUUGCCGGUACGUUGUGGCUAGAUCACACAAUUUUGGAGUAAAAUAAAAAAUGU
This is a messenger RNA of Paramacrobiotus metropolitanus, 1495 nucleotides long. RefSeq names its product phosphoribosyl pyrophosphate synthase-associated protein 2-like. NCBI's taxonomy places the organism in Eukaryota, Metazoa, Tardigrada, Eutardigrada, Parachela, Macrobiotidae. Gene Ontology annotation, cellular component: cytoplasm; ribose phosphate diphosphokinase complex. The record is from RefSeq and is a predicted model, not a curated record. The coding region runs from base 206 to 1276 and encodes 356 amino acids. Gene Ontology annotation, biological process: purine nucleotide biosynthetic process; 5-phosphoribose 1-diphosphate biosynthetic process. The transcript is spliced from 10 exons. Gene Ontology annotation, molecular function: magnesium ion binding; ribose phosphate diphosphokinase activity.